Rubroshorea leprosula is the source of this 613-nucleotide messenger RNA. NCBI's taxonomy places the organism in Eukaryota, Viridiplantae, Streptophyta, Magnoliopsida, Malvales, Dipterocarpaceae. The record is from the annotation of a GenBank genome assembly.
GCGCCCACUAAAGAACACCUUAAACCACCCCCUUUAUAUUCACCACAAAAGCGUUACAAUUUGAUCACUAAAAAUGGGAAAAUCAGUUUAUCAUUCGUCGUCGAUUGCAAUGGCGGAGAAGGUUUGCUGUUACUUUGCUGUAUUGAUGGCGCUGAUGCUGGUUUUGAGCUGCUGCGAGUCGAGCGAGGAGGAGUUUGUGGGUGGGAUUCAGAGGAGGAGGAGGAUGAUGAUGGUGAAGAAGCCGUGUGAUGAGAUUUAUGUGGUCGGGGAAGGGGAGACUCUGCAGACUAUCAGUGAGAAGUGCGGGGAUCCCUUCAUUGUUGAGGAGAAUCCACAUAUUCAUGACCCAGAUGAUGUUUUUCCGGGUCUGGUUAUCAAGAUUACUCCCUUCAACAACAUGUAGACUACAUAGUCUACCUUUCUUCUUCUUCUUCUUCUUCUUCUUCUUCUUAUUUUUUUCAAGUUUUGGUUGUUUUCUUGUAGGAAAAUGUAAGAUUGUGUUAAUUAGGAACAAAGGUUUUUCUUGUUGGUUGUAAAUUUUUAUAAAUAAUGAUGUGAAGGUAUGAAAACUAUGUAUGUUAUAUUCAAUUCGGUAUAAAAGGUUAAAGUUAGG